Messenger RNA from Pipistrellus kuhlii (Kuhl's pipistrelle), 884 nucleotides. RefSeq names its product PHD finger protein 6-like. The record is from RefSeq and is a predicted model, not a curated record. Lineage: Eukaryota; Metazoa; Chordata; Mammalia; Chiroptera; Vespertilionidae. Gene Ontology annotation, cellular component: nucleus.
CAGCGACAGAGCCCGUCUCUGAGGCGCUGCUGGAGAACCGAGACCGACUUCUUUCUCUUCCCCCUCAUUGGCGCUUCUCCCCCGCAGUUCGCCUCUGGGCUCCGCCGCAUUUCUUGGGGCUUAUAAAGUGCCUUUCUAAAGGCAACUUAAAAAUCAUGUCAAGCUCAGUUGAACCUAAAAAGGGGCCUACAAGACAGCGCAAAUGUGGCUUUUGUAAGUCAAAUAGAGACAAGGAAUGUGGACAGUUACUAAUAUCUGAAAACCAGAAGGUGGCAGCAGACCAUAAGUGCAUGCUCUUUUCAUCUGCUUUGGUUCACACUGAUAAUGAGAGUCUUGGUGGAUUUUCUAUUGAAGAUGUCCAAAAGGAAAUUAAAAGAAGCACAAAGCUGAUGUGUUCUUUGUGCCAUUGUCCUGGAGCAACAAUUGGUUGUGAUGUGAAAACUUGCCACAGGACAUACCACUACCACUGUGCAUUGCAUGAUAAAGCUCAAAUACGAGAAAAACCCUCACAAGGAAUUUACAUGGUUUAUUGCCGGAAACACAAAAAAACUGCACAUAACUCUGAAGCUGAUUCAGAAGAAAGUUUUAAUGGACACGAACUGGAGCCCUCAUCACCUAAAAGUAAAAAGAAAAGUCGCAAAGGAAGGCCACAAAAAACUAAUUUUAAAGGGCUGUCGGAAGAUACCAGGUCCACAUCCUCUCAUGGAACUGAUGAAACGGAAAGUAGUUCCUAUAGAGAUAGGUCUCCACACAGAAGCAGCCCUAGUGACACCAGGCCUAAAUGUGGAUUUUGGCAUGUAAGGGAGGAAGAAAAUGAAGCAAGAGGAAAGCUGCAUAUAUUUAAUGCCAAGAAGGCAGCAGCACAUUAUAAGUGUAUGUUAUAA